AUGAGAGGCUGAUUUCAGCAGCAUGGAUCAGUGUGAGGACAGAGGAACCUCUCUGAGUGGGGAACAGGACAGAGGAACCUCUCUGAGUGGGGAACAGGACAGAGGAACCACUCUGAGUGGGGAACAGGACCACCAGACCAAAGCUCAGAGGAUCCAUCAGAGACCAGACUCUCCUGAACCAGAACCCAGCUGUGUGUCCUUCAAGAGUGACCGGUCUAAGGGUUUACCUGUAGACUUCAAAGAUGGACGUCACUCUGUUGAUCAAAGGUGGAAGCUGGAUGAACCAGAACCCAGCUGUGUGUCCAUGAAGAGUGACCGGUCUAAGGAUUGGCCUGUAGCCUUCAAAGAUGGACGUCACUCUGUUGAUCAAAGAGAGGACCAGGAGAGAUCAGAGGUUCCCAGUGGUCAGUCUGCCCAGCAGCAUCAAACACACCUGGACUCUAUAUUUAUGCUGCUGGAGGAGAAUAUCGUCACUUUUGUGAAGAAUGAGCUGAAGAAGAUCCAGAAGGUUCUGAGUCCAGAUUACCCAGAAUGCUCAGAGAGUAAGAGGGAGAGUGAGGAUGAAGAGCAGAGGAGCAGAGACGCAUUUCUGAAGAUCACACUGGACUUCCUGAGGAGAAUGAAGCAGGAUGAGCUGGCUGACUGUCUGCAGAGCAGAAGUCAUUCUGGAGUUUGUAAGCGUAAACUUAAAUCUAACCAGCAGAAGAAGUUCCAGUGUGUGUUUGAGGGGAUUGCUAAAGCAGGAAACCCAACCCUUCUGAAUCAGAUGUUCACAGAGAUCUACAUCACAAAGGGAGGGACUGCAGAGGUCAAUGAUGAACAUGAGGUCAGACAGAUUGAAACAGCAUCCAGGCAACCAGACAGACCAGAAACAUCAAUCAGACAAGAAGACAUCUUUAAAACUCCACCUGGAAGAGAUGAACCAAUCAGAACAGUGAUGACAAAGGGAGUGGCUGGCAUCGGGAAAACAGUCUUAACACAGAAGUUCACUCUGGACUGGGCUGAAGACAAAGCCAACCAGGACAUCCAGUUCACAUUUCUAUUCACCUUCAGAGAGCUGAAUGUGCUGAAAGAGGAAAAGUACAGCUUGGUGGAACUUGUUGAUUACUUCUUUAGUGAAACCAAAGAAGCAGGAAUCUGCAGGUUUGAAGAGUUCCCGGUUGUGUUCAUCUUUGACAGUCUGGAUGAGUGUCGACUUCCUCUGGACUUCCUCAACACUGAGAUCCUGACUGAUGUUACAGAGUCCACCUCAGUGGGUGUGCUGCUGACAAACCUCAUCAGGGGGAAUCUGCUUCCCUCGGCUCGCGUCUGGAUAACCACACGACCUGCAGCAGCCAAUCUGAUCCCUCCUGAAUGUGUUGACAUGGUGACAGAGGUCAGAGGGUUCACUGACGCACAGAAGGAGGAGUACUUCAGGAAGAGAUUCAGAGAUGUAGAGCAGGCCAGCAAAAUCAUCUCCCACAUCAAGACAUCACAAAGCCUCCACGUCAUGUGCCACAUCCCAGUCUUCUGCUGGAUCACUGCUACAGUUCUGGAGGACAUGUUGAAGACCAGAGAGGGAGGAGAGUUGCCCAAGACCCUGACUGAGAUGUAUAUCCACUUCCUUGUGGUUCAGUCCAAAGUGAAGAACAUCAAGUAUGAUGGAGGAGCUGAGGCAGAUCCACACUGGAGUCCAGACACCAAGAAGAUGAUUGAGUCUCUGGGAAAACUAGCUUUUGAGCAACUGCAGAAAGGCAACCUGAUCUUCUAUGAAUCAGACAUGACAGAGUGUGGCAUAAAUAUCAGAGCAGCCUCAGUGUACUCAGGAGUGUUCACACAGAUCUUUAAAGAGGAGAGAGGACUGUACCAGGACAAGGUGUUCUGCUUCGUCCAUCUGAGUGUUCAGGAGUUUCUGGCUGCUCUUCAUGUCCAUCUGACAUUCACCAACUCUGGAGUCAACCUGCUGUUAGAAGAACAAACAACAUCAACACAGUUCUACCAGAGUGCUGUGGACAAGGCCUUACAGAGUCCAAAUGGACACCUGGACUUGUUCCUCCGCUUCCUCCUGGGUCUUUCUCUUCAGACCAAUAAGAAUCUCCUACGAGGUCUGAUGACACAGACAGGAAGUAGCUCAGUGACCAAUCAGGAAACAGUUGAGUACAUCAAGAAGAAGAUCAGUGAGAAUCUGUCUGCAGAGAUAAGCAUCAAUCUGUUCCACUGUCUGAAUGAACUGAAUGAUCGUUCUCUAGUGGAGGAGAUCCAACAGGCCCUGAGAUCAGGACGUCUCUCCACAGAUAAACUGUCUCCUGCUCAGUGGUCAGCUCUGGUCUUCAUCUUACUGUCAUCAGAAGAAGAUCUGGACGUGUUUGACCUAAAGAAAUACGAUGCUUCAGAGAAGGCUCUUCUGAGGCUGCUGCCAGUGGUCCGAGCCUCCAACAAAGCUAUACUGAGUGGCUGUCAUCUGUCAGAGAGAAGCUGUGAAGCUCUGUCCUCAAUUCUCAGCUCCCAGUCCUCUAGUCUGAGAGAGCUGGACCUGAGCAACAACAACCUGCAGGAUUCAGGAGGGAAGCUGAUCUCUGUUGGACUGAAGAGUCCACACUGCACACUGGAGACUCUCAGUCUGUCAGGCUGUCUGAUCUCAGUGGAAGGCUGUUCUUCUCUGGUCUCAGCUCUGAGCUUCAACCCCUCCCAUCUGAGAGAGCUGGAUCUGAGCUACAAUCACCCGGGAGCCUUGGGAGUGAAGCUACUGUCUGCGGGACUGAAGGAUCCUCUCUGGAAACUGGACACUCUCAGAUUCCUGUGAACUCACACUGGAC
Messenger RNA from Sander lucioperca (pikeperch), 2795 nucleotides. RefSeq names its product NLR family CARD domain-containing protein 3-like. Gene Ontology annotation, molecular function: protein binding. Bases 23 to 2782 code for a protein of 919 amino acids. The transcript is spliced from 9 exons. Lineage: Eukaryota; Metazoa; Chordata; Actinopteri; Perciformes; Percidae. The record is from RefSeq and is a predicted model, not a curated record.